Messenger RNA from Planococcus citri (citrus mealybug), 3094 nucleotides. RefSeq lists its product as uncharacterized. The transcript has 3 exons. NCBI's taxonomy places the organism in Eukaryota, Metazoa, Arthropoda, Insecta, Hemiptera, Pseudococcidae. The coding region runs from base 501 to 2714 and encodes 737 amino acids. The record is from RefSeq and is a predicted model, not a curated record.
AAUUCAGUUUGUGAAAGAAAUGUGAACGCUGUGCAAUGUAUUUGUAUUUAUGAUCGCUAUUCGUAUCUUAUUUCAAUCGAAUCGAGUAAUAUUUUGCAUAUUUUCGGCGACUAGUUUUGUUCGGUAAUACGCCAAGUAACUGUCAAAUGAUUCUGUGUCGCGUGUGAUGCAGAUAACCCGAUUUAUAUACGAAUAAUUAUGCAAUCAAUGAGUUGAUUCGAGAUAUAAUAUGCACUUCGAUGCGUGAAACUACUUAUUCAGAUUGUCCGAUUAUUGAAUAUCAAAUUCUAAUCGAAAACUAGUUUGAAAAAACAAAAACAAAAAAGUAAAGAUGAUUUCUCAGAUUCGUGAAAGAAUGAGACUCGAAGAAAGCCCUCUGAAAUAUCCCACCUCUCCGGCUACUUUACUUCAAUUCGCUGCGACCAGACUAUUCAACAUCAAUCCGAACGAAGUAGGUACGUUUCCCUCAUGCUCGCAUAGACACCACCAUCAGCUGCAUCAUGAACAUCGAAGAAUACCCUCUGUAUUAUCCUACGAGGCCCGCAACGCUUCAGGAAUUCGCUGUUACCCAAGUGGCAUUACGGUUAUGCCAUUUCGAAUGUAUGAAUCCUGUUGACAUCAAAAACUGUCCGAAUCGACCCAGCUGCGAUGUGUUUUUAGGCAGACUCGCCCCGAGCAUCAAAAAAAGCAUCGAUAAGCGUAUCAUCUCGAUUAGUUCAGAAAUCAGAAAAGUGUUCGAUUACUUCAUGCGCGAUGAAACCGCUAUUUUCUUCAGUACCACCGAUACAGGCGUUUAUCAGCACACUUUUGCAAGGUGUUUCGAUAGUUUUACUUAUGGGCCCGAUGCCGCCAUCAGUUUGGAAGCCACUGGAAAGAAUUUAAUGUCGAAUGACAAUUUGAGCCUGAUAGAAAAGUACAGAAUUGCUUGUACAUUUUGUUUCGAAGACGAUGUCCGUAGGAUGUGGCCGUCGGUAUCGAACGAUGAAAGUAUAAAUACUCCCGAUUAUAUAAAGGAUCCUAUGCUGCAUUACUGGGCUCGUCAGAUAAAUUACGACAGACACGAACCUCCAACUUACCGAUAUAUUAUGAGAAUGCUGAAACGGAGCUGUGAUAAUUGGGCUACAUUUAAAUACAUGUUGAAUCAAAACAGCUUCGAGGAUCAGUUAUCAGAUCUUAGUGAUAUGUUUGACACGUAUAAUUUGAAAAACGUCGUAUGCUUGUUACCAAAAUUGAAUAGAGCUCAAGCUGAUCACGUGUUGCGACAUUUUCCUCAUAAAAUUAUCAUGGAAUUGUCAUCGAAAGAGAAAUACUUGGAGUAUUUACUUCAGAUUUGGUCUAUGGUCAAAGAUAAUUUUAGUAUUGGUAGAUUUAUGGGGGUGAUCGGUGUGUUAUGUAGUAAAGCGUUCCGAUGUAAAAAUAUUGAAAUAGGUUUACAAUUUAGGCUCAGAGGACGUCCAGUUGUAGUCAACGUCGAAAAUAAUAUUCAACCAAAUGCAAGCGCAUUAGAUCCAUUGCUGCAUGAUCCUACGACCAUCAGAUGUAAAAAAUUGUAUAACGAUGCGAAUGCUCUAUACGAAAUUUGGAUCAACGCUCCGGAUAAUUUGAAAAAUCAAUUUACUACCCGUUUCGCUAAAAAUUUAUUCAUUAAAUUGAGCAAUUUCGAUCGCGAUAACAGAAUUGAGUGUUAUAAUCACGAUAUGCGAUUUUUUAUGCAACUUUUAACAGACAUGUCGUUCGAAACGAGGAAUGAAAUAUGGCGUGAGCAUUGGCUCGUGUUCGUGAUCCGUUCGCGUCCGAAAUUUUUGCAUCAUUUUCUCAGAUUAUGCUUGAGAAACGACGAAAUCCAGCCAUUUGUAGAAACUGAAAUGAUGAAUUACGCGACGGUUGAAAAGUUCAUGGAAUUCUUACUGAAACGAAAUCUUUUAAAAGAUGUGAUCGAAUAUACGAAUUUAUGCUCGUCGAAUCAACUUAUUGUUCGAAAUUUCCAUAAAGAAAUCUUGACUAAUCGAUUCUUAUGCGAUGUGGGAUUCGAUAAAGGCUUCGAGUUGAGCGAGUUUAUCGAUGGUUGCUACGAAAACGUCGAUGAAGCUAGGCAAUUCAAACAAAUGUUGUUUUUCAACUCACAUUUUCAAUCUUCAUUGCAUUCGAAAAUAGAAAAAGGAUUGGCGAUCGAUGUGAAGCGUCUUACCGAUGUUUUUCUUUAUUCCGAGUCCGACCUAUCUGAUAUUAGACCAGUACUUCUCAGAUGUUGGUUACGUUAUGCUUCUACAAUCGACGAUAUGGCCGAAAAAUUUGAUUUCGAUCACUGGAAGGAAUUUUUACUAUGGUGUGGUGGUAAUCACGACUUUUUAUCCAAGUUCAAAGAAUCCAUACGUGUGGAUAGUAUUUUCGAGGCGAUGCUGCUCGAAGCUGUUCCAAAACUCUCACUAUGGUUGGGUUCUUUGGAAAUAAAAAGAUCUGAACCGGUGCCAUCGUCGAGUAGGAAAUUAGAGGAGUUCGACAAUGUCGACGAAUUUUUAACGUGGUAUUUUGUUACUGGAAGAGCAAUUAGAGAUUAUAAACGAAGUAGGAUAUUAAACUAUCAAGAGAUGGAAGGUGUUAAAAAUGUGUUAUGCGCAAAUAACGAAUGCGUAGUGAAUGACGUUUUGAGAUGGUUUUUUGACGACGACCUCGAUGAAAUCGGGUAUUUCAAAACCGGUGUCUUAAAACGAUAAAAAAUUAUUUUGUGAAGUUUUUAUUCCUAUAUCUUAGUUGCUACUUGAAUGUUUGAAUUGAGACUAGAUCAUGUUUUAAUUUUUUAAGAGGAUUUUAUAAACAAAUUAUUCUUUUGUUAUUAUUUUACUUCAAUUUUUAUGCAUUCGUCUUCUUAUCCACCUAGACCUACCUAUUUGUAUACUCUAUUAAAAUAUAGAUGUACGCAUCUGUGAUGCCCUUUGUAAUAUGUAUUAUAUUCGUGACUAAUGUAUUCUGAAAAUUGAUAAUUGUUAUUUGCCUGAGCAGGUUUUACUUUGUACACAUUUAUACCAAUAGCUUAAGUCAAUCAUUGUAAAUGUCGUGUAGCAAACGACUGAAAAAUAAAGCGUUUUUAAUUUGA